Loa loa (African eye worm) is the source of this 303-nucleotide messenger RNA. RefSeq lists its product as hypothetical. NCBI's taxonomy places the organism in Eukaryota, Metazoa, Nematoda, Chromadorea, Rhabditida, Onchocercidae. The record is from RefSeq and is a predicted model, not a curated record. The transcript has 3 exons. The annotation marks the transcript as partial.
GAAAUGGAGUGGGGGAUGAGAAAGUUUCUCAGCACAGUAUUGCAGCAGCAAUUUGCACCACUCUUUCUAAAAACCUAUUCAGGAAGAAUGGUUUACUUGACUAUAAAGUUAACGACAAAGUGCUCACUACAACAGCUGCAGAUGAGAAGUUAUUUAUUUUCAUUGCAUCGUGAUGGUACAGCACAGGAUGAAAAGAUUCAUUCAUUGGCCAUCGUUGCAGGCAGUACCAGGGGUUUCAUAUUUCAUGGGAAAGCUCCGAAGCACGGUGAACAAGAAGUGAGCGUUUUUGAAUCUUGUGACUAA